Funneliformis caledonium is the source of this 1251-nucleotide messenger RNA. The record is from the annotation of a GenBank genome assembly. NCBI's taxonomy places the organism in Eukaryota, Fungi, Glomeromycota, Glomeromycetes, Glomerales, Glomeraceae.
AUGAGUAUUAUUAGUGACGCGGAGAAGCAGCAAUAUUUUCAAGUAUUUUCUUCCCUCGGACCCAUAAAUGGCUACCUUUCUGAUGGACAACUUGACUUUGAUGAAUUUUCAGUCACAUAUAGAUUAGUCAAUGAUCUAUUGGCUCAAAUAUAUCCGGAUGUCCCUCUAUCAUUACCUCCUCAUUUAAUUCCACCAAGUAAGGCUCAUCUCUUUGGGGGAGGUGGCACCGGAUUCCACGGAGGCUCAACAUUAGGCAUUAGUCCCAGGAUGAUUCCUCAAACAAUUAGUUCCAUCCCACAAUCAAUUAGUCCAAUUCCAUUAUCGAUCAAUCAAAUUCCUCAGUCAAAUAGUCCUUUACUUUCUAAUAUGAUGCCUUCAUAUUCACAAUCACAACAAUUGCCGCAGGUACCUCCUCCGCCUCCCUCGCUGUAUCAUCAGUCUUCAAGUAGUAGUUAUGGUGGCUUUCCGACAGCACCGUUAUCAGAUGAUUUUGACUGGUAUAUGCCUCCUGCAGAUAAGUUCAAUUAUGAAAAUGAAUAUACUAAACAUGUUGGGGCCCAUGGCUAUGUUCGAUUUGCGAAUUUCGAUGAACUUUAUCAACGACUUGGAAUACCGAGAGAAGAGUGUAUAGCGGCAUGGAAUCAAGUCGAUGUUAACUUUGAGCAACAACUUGGAAAAGAUCAGUGUCUCGUUUACCUUCACAUAUUAAAUCAGCGAAGUAAGGGGAAGCGUAUACCUGAUAGUUUACCUAGCGCGUUAAAAACAUCAUUAGUAAGAGGAAAAUUGAAUUAUAAUUAUAAUGAGACUCUUGAUCCUUCAUGGAAGUCAAAGACAUCAGAAGGUACUAGCAUUUCAACUAGGUCAAGUUAUGGACAAUCUCAUUCUGGUGGCAAAUGGGAAGAAGAACAACUGGAGAAGGAAUUAGCUAAACUAAAUGAAAAUUUAAAGAAAGCGGAAGAUGCUGCAUUAAAUUCGUAUACAAGUGCUUUACAAAUAUCAUCUGGUGGAGGUCAAACAUCGGAAUUUAAACAACUUUAUGAAUAUAAGCAAAAGCAGCUUGCAGAAUUAAAUGAAAAAGAACAUUUAAAUAGAACUUUAGAAGAAUAUAUUCGAAAGGAACGCCUUUCCGUACGUGAAUUACAAGAUAACAUUCAAUCUUUGAAACUUCAUGUAAAAACUUUGGAAAAUACUUUGGAAACUAAUCAAUCAGAAUAUAGAAGGCUUCAGCAAGAUGUAAAUCUUGGACGAUGA